Molecule: messenger RNA, 1057 nt
Organism: Nicotiana tabacum (common tobacco)
Lineage: Eukaryota; Viridiplantae; Streptophyta; Magnoliopsida; Solanales; Solanaceae
Biological process (GO): female meiotic nuclear division; male meiotic nuclear division
Source: RefSeq, a predicted model, not a curated record
CAAAAAAAUUAUCAAAGGUAAGUAAAAUGGGUGACCUUCACUCCAUUGCUUACAGUAGCAGUAGCUGCUCUUCCCUAGGCCUAGGAAGUUGGGAUUUCCAUGACCUUCAAGUUUUCAACACUGACAUUUCUCCAUUUAUGGAGAACACUCCACCAUUUCUGUCCAAUCUUGAUUCUGACUUCUCCAGUGGCUAUCUUCAAGAUGCUUUAUUCAAAUUCAGUUCUAAAAGAAGACGUUUGUUAUUGUUUGAUGAUAAUGAGAAUUAUCAAACUAAAGAUUCAAACAAUUCCAUGAAGAAUUUGUGGAGUUCAAACAUGGACCAGCAUUUUUCUGAGGAUUGUGAUUCCUUUAGCCAGUUAACUAAGUGUGAUAGCUUUUCGGAUGUGAAAAGAACAGAGGAGGAAGCCAUCUCAGCUUCUCAUGAAACUUACAAUUAUUCUUCAGCAUCAUCUCAUGAUCAAAAAGUGAAUACUCAACACUCCAAUUCUGAUAAAGAAGUCCUACGACAAUAUCCCACACACCCCAGUUUUCCUACUGGAGGAAGUGAUCAGAAGAGAUCAAAGAAAAGGAUGACAGCAAAAGUGGUGUAUCCAUUUGGCGUAGUGAAGCCAGGAGGACAGGAAGGGGACGUGACGUUAAACGACAUAAACGAGAGGAUUCUGAUGAGGCCGACCCGACCGGUAAGGCAUCCGGUCGGAGAUUUCGCCUGUCGGCCAACAGUAUCUCCGACCGGACCGGGGUUGUCCGGCAAGACUGUGGUGGCACUCACUAAAAUUCAUACCCAAGGGAGAGGGACAAUCACAAUUAUAAGGACUCGAGGUUGAGCAAAUAGAGGACCUAGGAUUGACUUGUCAAUUUCUUAGAAAAUUUUCUAGAGGAGGGGUGUGAGUAGGGAAUUCAGAAUUUAGGAGGAGAAUGUGUAGUUAAGUUUCUUUCGGGGGGGUAAAAAGCAAGUUUAUAUGAAAUGUAUAGAUAUGGAGGUAAUUAAGUGGAUGUAUAGAUCAUACUUACUCCUAUGUUUGUUACUGAACAUUAGAAUGAAACAUGUUUUGCUUUA